Messenger RNA from Nomia melanderi (Alkali bee), 709 nucleotides. RefSeq names its product putative odorant-binding protein A10. NCBI's taxonomy places the organism in Eukaryota, Metazoa, Arthropoda, Insecta, Hymenoptera, Halictidae. The record is from RefSeq and is a predicted model, not a curated record.
UCACCUUUAGGGGGGAAAGAGAAUAUAAGGACAAAUUCCGAAAUGUAAAGUAGACAGUUUCGUUUCUACUAGACACUUCGUUUCUAAGAAAUAUAUAAAUUAAUUGCUUAUUAGUCAAACAUGAAACUCCAAAUUGGUUUUCUUGUAACCCUACUUGUUUUGGCAUCUUUCAUUCAAGCGCAAAAUAUAUUACAUCUUUUGUCGGACAGACGUUACGUGGAAAGGCAAAUCAGUUGCAUUUUGAAUCGAGCACCAUGUGAUGUUGUAGGAAAAACAGUUAAGGGAUUGUUACCGGAAGCGUUGAACAACGAUUGCCGACGUUGCACACCUCGGCAAAUGGAGCAUGCACAGAUAUUGAUGGGGUUUAUGCGACAGAAUUAUCCGAACGAAUGGUAUUCGAUUGUGCAAUAUUACACGGCUAGGCGAUAUAUGCAUUAAAGAACUCAGUAGAAGAACUCUGUUCAACGAAGCAAAUCACGCAUAAAUGACUUACAGUUUGUGGAAUAAGCAAUUCACUGAUUUCAAUAUGAUUUAAUUAGAAUUAUCUGACGAGGUUUCGAAUAUUAACACAUUCAUGUCGGGACAUGUUCUUAUAUUUUUAACCUUAAAUUAUAAUAAUAACAAAUCAAUGUUUGUAAGAAUGAUGGAGUACAUUCUUUUGUUACAUAUUUAGAUUACUGACUUCUAAAUAAAACAAUUAUGAACCGUA